UUUCACUCCUUUAAUUUUUCACCAGCUGAUUCACAAAAUUCUCAAAUGGAUGUUCUGAUUUUGUAGCUGAAAAUAUCGUCUUGUUUAGAAAUUAGAUGUUCUUGGGCUGCUUUGUUAUUCUAGAAAUUCGAAUCAUAAAAAGCAAAUCUUGAAUCAGGUUCUUCAUUCCAGGAUUUCCCAAUGGUGAUGCAGUCUGAUGCUUAAGAUUUAUUCUUUUCCCUUUCUAUUAAUAAGGAACUCAUACCAACAACCUUGGAAGUCUGUCUAAAAAGAUGGAUAGCUGCACAGGAGGAGGAGAGGAUGAUGCAUCUAUCAAGGUUAAGGUUAAGGUCUUGUUCUUUGCUCGAGCAAGGGAUCUAACAGGAAUGGCAGACAUGUCUUUGGAAGUUUCACCAGGUACCACCACGCAUGAUUGCUUGAAUAAGCUUAUUUCCAAGUUUCCCGGACUUGAAGAGAUCCGUAACUGUAUGGUGCUUGCUCUAAACGAGGAGUACGCCCUUGAGUCUGUCGUUGUUAGAGAUAGAGAUGAAUUGGCUAUCAUACCUCCUAUAAGUGGAGGCUAGACGUUUUUCCUCCCCAUGUUCAAAUAUGAAUACUAACCAUACUCCUACAUUAUGAAGUUGUUUGUGAAUGUCAAGAAAAUCUGUUCAACUUGUUUAGUCUUAUACAAGUAAUAAUAGACUACAAUAUUUGAAGAA
Molecule: messenger RNA, 698 nt
Organism: Salvia miltiorrhiza (redroot sage)
Lineage: Eukaryota; Viridiplantae; Streptophyta; Magnoliopsida; Lamiales; Lamiaceae
Product: molybdopterin synthase sulfur carrier subunit
Exons: 2
Coding region: 273-563 (96 amino acids)
Biological process (GO): Mo-molybdopterin cofactor biosynthetic process
Cellular component (GO): cytosol
Source: RefSeq, a predicted model, not a curated record